AUGUUCACUAAAUUUGUACAGAUUUUCGCUGUCGCCGUGUGUCUCUUUGGAAUAGCUCAUGCUGGAGCCCUCGCUAGUGGAGUUUCAAGUUACGAUGGUUAUAAUACUGGGAAUGGCGCAAACGGUAGAUACAACAUAAACUCUAGAGGAUAUUCUAGUGGAUUCGGCAGUUAUGGUUCCCAUGGCAUUCCUCGCUUACACACCUCAGUAUCUGUAGUGGCCAACAAUGUCGGCUACUCCGGUGGAUAUUCCCGUGGCUACAGAGGUUACAAUGGUGCUUUGAAUGGUUACAUCGCUAAUGGCAUCAAUGCUUAUAAUAAUCUCGGCAACGGAUACAACAACAAUGGCUACAGCCUCAGUGGUUACAACAAUGGUGGUUACAGCAAUGGUGGUUACCUCAAUGGUGGUUACCUCAAUGGUGGUUACCUCAAUGGUAGAUACAGCAACAGAGGAUACAACAACGCUGAUUAUAGCAAUGGUGGCUACCUUAAUGGUGUAUACAGCAACGGUGGUUACAAUAAUGGUGGAUACAGCAACGGUGGUUACAACAGUGGUGGUUAUAGAAAUGGUUACAAUAAUGGUUGGUAA
Molecule: messenger RNA, 588 nt
Organism: Arctia plantaginis
Lineage: Eukaryota; Metazoa; Arthropoda; Insecta; Lepidoptera; Erebidae
Source: the annotation of a GenBank genome assembly